CUUCGAUGUGCAUUGUGCAUCCCACCGCAUAGCGUAUCAUCCCGACAGUUCACGUUACGACGUCUGUGGGUGAGGGGCAGCCAUUCCGAUGAGCAGGAAGAUGAACAGUGUCGGCGAGAUGGAAGGCUACGACGCCGACUUCGACCCUCCCCUCGAGAAACGACUGGAGUGUCCUAUCUGCCUUCUCGCCCAACGAGACCCCAUGCAGACGCCCUGUGGACACCGAUUCUGCGGACCGUGCCUUCACCGAGCAAUCAAUGUAACUGGACCCAAGUGCCCUGUGGACAAUCAGCGCAUCAGAGUCACUCAGUUGUUUCGAGACAAUUUUGCAAGACGCGAGGUGCUGUCUCUUCACGUGAGAUGUCGAAUGCGUGAGAAGGGAUGUGAGUGGAACGGCGAGCUGCGGGCUCUUGCGGAGCAUAAGAACAAGUGUCCGUUUGAGGAGAUUGUGUGUCCAAAUGGGUGCGGAUUGACCGCGUUACGUAAGGUCAUCAACUUGCAUCAAGAUGACUGUCCAAAGCGAUGGGUGCUAUGCGAUCUGUGCAGUCUAUAUGUUCAGUUUGAUAAUUUAGAUUCUCAUGUAACAGUGUGUAACAAGAUUGUGUUGUCGCCGUGUCAACCGGCCGUCACACACAAGAGACACGUUGUGUGGUCGGGCGAACUAGAGUGGCAUGACUUCGGCAAGCAGCCGAUAUUCGGAGAUGAGGCAUCGCCAGUUGUAGAACGACUGCUUGUUCAUGCAUCCAUGAAACCCAACGAACAGGCACUGAAGACAGACUUGUGGCCAAGUUGUCUACAACUUCAUCUUGUUCGUAGUGACCUUCUGUGUUACAUUGAGGAUUCGUACCUCGAGUCGAGUAGACUUGCAUUGUACAUGGCUGGUCCAUAUCAUCAUAUGGUCAAUGGCCUUUUUAUCCACUUUAUGGAGAAGAUUGGUUGUGUUAUAUUUCCUGAGACUGAGGGAUGCAGCAUGGAAGGAUUUAUCAUGCUGUGGGACAGAAAACUGAAGAGCUUUGUCGGAAUGGUACCAAAAGAGCAGAGAGGAUUCAGAGCAAGGCUACAGAAUGCAAUCGCUAGAAACAACCAACAGAUGAUGGCCUAUACGUCCGUCUCUGAAAUUCCUCUUCACCUACCAGGCGAACCAACCCUCAUCCCUCAACCAUCACUUGCCCAUUCGACAUCCCCACCACCGUGGCUACAGACACAGCAAGAAAACACGAAUCUGCCUAGUCCACCUCAGCCUCGCAGCUACAACCGUCGUUCAUCGCCUCGCAGCAAUCGAAACAAUCGAAGUCGUCGGUCGCAAGCCAACACAACAAGUCAUGGAAUGCAACUGCCACCUGCAGAAUCGGCGGGUCCAAUGUCGUUUACGUGUGCAUUUGUUCCACCAUUGGGUACGAUGAUUCAGGGCACGGCAGUGUCACCAAACAUGUCUCAGCUACAGGCUCUAUCUCCUCCUAUAACGCCGAUGGCGCCGCUGUUGCCGUUUGCAUUGAACUCGACGUAUAUUUACGGUCGUCCACCUGUGGCGCAAGGUGCGGCUCAUCAGUUGCCAAUCGAUGUGACGGGGAGAACGUAUGGUAGACCGAUCAUGUCAGCGAGACAUUCCAUGUUGUACCAUCCAUACUCUCGAUCGAGCCACGACACCGACCAUCCACACUCAGCAACAGUAGCAACCAGCCGAAGUCGGACCCAUUUCCCCUCGUCCUUGCCCUCGUCACUACGGACAGUCGACAACGACGACUCAUCUCCACCAAGAAUCAUGGCCGCUCCGACAAUACAACAACCGCAGCCACUCAAUCCAAUGUGGGAUUACUUUGUUCGUGACGUCAUCAAUGGGGAGCCUGUCAUAGCGACAGGUCAGAUGAUUUCGCCUCCAGCUGCGUCGGGAUCGUUGGGUCCUAUUGCUCCUUUGCCAUCGAUUACACGAGGGACUUCGGUUGAUAUCGCAGUUCCGCAGGAUGGUAUGGCUGUUGCUUCUGUGGCGAGUGGAAUGGCACCCGAACGCGAGCAGCAACAGUUAAUGGGUGGCACACCGAGUGGUAUGGUGCCAAGUGGAUACAGGUUUUUUCACUAUGGACCGAACUUUCAUCCGGGGCGAUGAGAAUUGACUCUGACAAUGUCAGGAUCAACACACCGACAGAUAUACUGCAACUCAAGCAUUGUUUCUCGUGCUGGACUAGCAUUGCGAUACAGACACAAGUUUCACUUUAUUGUAUUUUGAAGUUACUACAAUUUUGGUGUUAAUUAAUUAAGUUAAAGACUUGGUUGUGUCGUCGUUUCUACUAUGAUGUAGGCACAUCUAGAGAUGGCAAGAUAUCUCGAAAGUUUUUCUACGAAUAUUCAGCAAUAUAUUGUUGAACGACGAAUUGUCACUUACAAGGAACUUCUGUCUUUCUAUGUUGCACGUCACACUCUCG
Molecule: messenger RNA, 2420 nt
Organism: Corticium candelabrum
Lineage: Eukaryota; Metazoa; Porifera; Homoscleromorpha; Homosclerophorida; Plakinidae
Exons: 11
Coding region: 89-2104 (671 amino acids)
Biological process (GO): lipopolysaccharide-mediated signaling pathway; protein K63-linked ubiquitination; tumor necrosis factor-mediated signaling pathway
Molecular function (GO): zinc ion binding; tumor necrosis factor receptor superfamily binding; ubiquitin protein ligase activity
Source: RefSeq, a predicted model, not a curated record